Messenger RNA from Beauveria bassiana ARSEF 2860, 1872 nucleotides. Its product is annotated as glutamyl-tRNA(Gln) amidotransferase. Bases 1 to 1872 code for a protein of 623 amino acids. The record is from RefSeq and is a predicted model, not a curated record. The transcript has 4 exons. NCBI's taxonomy places the organism in Eukaryota, Fungi, Ascomycota, Sordariomycetes, Hypocreales, Cordycipitaceae.
AUGAAGCUGUUGUUAGUUGCAGGACUGCUGCAUAUCGCGACGGCCGCUGCCGCGCGUGUGCUAUCAUCCGGCAGCUCUGUCGACGUGGGCGAUAUUCACUACUUUGUCCCACCGUGGUACGUGGGCAAACUCGACGAUGCACCCCUUGUGGAAGAAGACGGGCUUCUUCCAGUCACGGUGGUGAACGCACAGUCAGAAGCCUUUGAUGCAUCAUUGCUGUAUCAAAUCACAAAAAGCUUUCUGGAAGAUGACGACGUCAUUCAAGAAGAGUUUUUGAAGGUGAUAUACCUGGUAGGCAAGUCAGCCAAGUCUGCGAGGCCGAUUUCGCUGGACAAUGCGACAGUGGUACUGACAGAUGUACAAAAUGUCACCGUGCCAAAUGGACCAUAUUUCGCAUCGUCAUCUGGAAGACUGUACAACGCGUACAGGCUGUAUUCAGAUUUCGCCGGCGCCUUUAGCGAGACCAGCAUCAUGGCUCCCGACGGAUCGCACACUGUCUUGCCAGCCAACAUGCCCGGGCAAUCACUGGCCGUCGCCGUCCCGUCCCGUCUACUGUUCACCAAGUCUGCGGAUAAGCCGUUGGCUGGAGUCCGCCUCGGCGUCAAGGACAUUUUCGAUAUUGCUGGCCUCAAGACGUCCAACGGCAACCGGGCAUGGUACCAGCUGUACCCAGAGGCCAACCAGACGGCCAGCGCCGUGCAGAAGCUUGUCGAUGCUGGCGCCGUCAUUAUCGGAAAGAUGAAGGCGAGCCAGUUUGCGAAUGGGGAGACGGCGACGGCGGAUUGGGUCGACUACCACGCCCCGUUUAACCCGCGCGGCGACGGCUAUCUCGACCCGUCGUCCUCCUCUGCAGGUCCAGCGGCAGGAGAGGCUUCCUAUUCGUGGCUUGAUAUUGCCCUUGGCUCAGACACUGGAGGCAGCGUUCGCAGCCCCAGCCAGCUUCAAGGCAUAUACGGAAACCGUCCAAGCCAUGGCUUAGCCGCUCUAGACCAUACCAUGCCGUUAUCUCCAGAAUUCGACACUGUCGGACUAUUGGCUCGCGAUCCCGUCCUCUGGGCCGACGCCGCGACAAUUCUGUACCAGCCCAGCAUCAUGGCCCAGUCUUCUUCCACCUACCCCAAGCGCAUCCUCGCCGCCGGCUUUCCCAGAGCCACGCAGACAGCGCUCGAUCAGCUGCUGCACGCCUUUCUGCACAGCCUCGCAGACCUCUUGUCCGCCCGAAACGUCUCCGACUUCAACCUGACUGAGCGCUGGGCGGCGGGUACCACCAACCCCUCCGCCGAGCCGCUGCUCUCCAUGAUCAACAGCACCUACGAGGUGCUCUCGGCAAAGCAGCAGGCUAGGCUGGUGCGCGAUCCCUUUUACGCCGACUACGCGGCCAGGCACGACGGACGCUUGCCGCACGUGAAUCCUGCGCCGCUGCGCCGCUGGGCACUCGGCGACGACGCCAACGUGACGCUCGAGGAGGCCAUGGCGAAUAAGACGCGGUUCAUGAAGUGGUUCAACGGAAGCGUGCUCAAGCCUGACAAUGCGAGCUGCUCGAGCGACUUGUUCGUGUACGUCCCGCGGACGCCGACACCGAAAUACAGGGACACGUACUGGACAGGUCCGCAGGCGCCUGGCGCGUUUUCGACGAGCAGAAUCUCGGUCAUGGCUGAAAUUCCCGAUAUUGUGAUUCCGAUUGGCGAAGUUGAAUACGUGUCAAAGGUGACGAAUCAUACGGAAUAUCUGCCCGUAACGGUGGACUUGAUGGCGGCCAAGGGAUGCGACGGCAUGUUAUUCUCGCUGGUUCGAAAGAUGCACGAGGUUGGCAUGAUUUCAACAGUCAAACCUGGGCGGAGUCUGGUGCAUGGUGGCAAUGUCUUGUAUUGA